AUGGCGGAGCCGGGGAUGGAGCCGGAGCUGGAAGCGGAGCGGGGCCCGGAGGCGGUGACGGCCGAGGCGGUGCUGAGGGAGCUGCGGCUCUUCGAGCUGAGCUGCGAGGGCGAGGAAGUGCCCGACAAGCUGGUGGAGCUGUGUCUCAGCCACGGGCUGGGCCCGGUGGCCUUGGCCAACGAGCUGCUGGCCUUUGUCACCAGCAAGGACCUGGACCUGCAGCUCACCCCCGAGGGCCUGGUCGCCUUCGAGCACGAGGUGCUGGCCAAGCGCGGCAGCCGCGGGCGGCGCGGGAGGGACGAGCGCCGGGGGCUGCUCCAUGAUAUCCACUCGCUGCAGGGGCUCCUGGAUGAGGAGCAGGAGGACGAGCUGCUGGACGCCUACACCACCCCAUCCAAGGGCUCCCACAAACGCAGCAAUUCCACCCCUGAGACCCCCCAGGCCAAGCGGGCGCCGCCGUCCCGCAGCCCCUUGGGGCUCUUCUCCCCCGGCAGCUUCUCCCCAAGCGUGACCCCCUCCCAGAAAUACUCGUCCAGGACAGGCCGGGGUGAGGCCGUGGCCGCGUUCGGGGCCGUGCAGGGCCAGGCCUGGCUGGGCACUGCUGGUGGCACUGCUGGUGGCACCGCUGGUGGCACAGCUGGCACUGGCAGCACCGGUGUCACCGUCAGAGCCUUCGGCAGCCCCGAGCAGCUCCUGAGCCAGCCCUACAGGUUCAUGUUCCAGAAGCUUCUGGAUGUCAGGGAAGCGCUGGCCGAGCGGGUUGAGGAGCUCGGGGAGGUUCUGCGGAGGCACCACGGCCUGGAGGGGUUCAGCUCGGCCGUGAUCCCGGCACAGGAGCCGGUGACGGUGCUGGGCACCAUCAGCUGUGACGGCAACGGGAAGCUGAACCCCAAAUCCGUGCUGCUGGUGGGGGACAGGGAGCACUCAGGGGGGGCCCAGGUACCCCUGGACCUGUCUGAGCUUCCAGAAUAUUCCCUGUUCCCAGGCCAGGUCGUGGCCCUGGAAGGCACCAACCCCACGGGCAGGAGGAUGGUGGUGACCAAAAUCUACGAGGGGGUCCCUCUGCCCUUCCACACCCCCACGGAGCCCAUGCCAGAGGCGCGGCGGGUGCUGGUGGCCUGCGGUCCCUUCACGCCCUCGGACGGCGCCGCCUUCGAGCCCCUGCGGGACCUGCUGGGGGUGCUGAGCAGGGAGCGGCCCGACCUCUGCAUCCUGUUUGGGCCCUUCCUGGAUGCCAAGCACGAGCAGGUGGAGAGCUGCCAGCUCCUGAGCCCCUUCUCGGACGUGUUCAGGCUCUGCCUCAGGACCAUCAUCGAGGGCACCAGGAGCUCAGGCUGCCAGCUGGUUCUGGUGCCCUCUCUCAGGGAUGUCUCUCACCUGCCCGUGUACCCUCAGCCGCCCUUCGCCUUCCCGGAGCUGCCCAAGGAGGACAGAGCGCGGGUGCUGCUGCUGCCCGAGCCCUGCACUCUGGACGUCGACGGCGUCGUGUUCGGCCUCAGCUCCACCGACCUCCUGCUGCACCUGGGGGCUGAGGAGAUCUGCAGCUCCUCCGGGCCCUCCGAUCGCUUCUCUCGGAUCCUGCGGCACGUCCUGACCCAGCGCAGUUUUUACCCGCUGUACCCGCCCCCCGAGGGGCUCCCCCUGCACCUCGAGGCUCUGGGCGCCUUCGUGGCGCUGCCGGUGACCCCGGACGUGCUGGUGACGCCCUCGGAGCUCCGGUUCUUCAUCAAGGACGUGCUGGGCUGUGUCUGCAUCAACCCCGGGCGUUUGACCAAGGGCCAGGCCGGGGGCACCUACGGGCGGCUGCUGCUGCGGAGGGACGGACACGGGGACAGAACCACGGACGGACGCGGGGACAGAACCACGGACGGACACGGGGACAGAACCACGGACGGAUGCGGGGACGGAACCACGGACAGACCUGGGGACAGACACGGGGACAGAACGAUGGACAGACACGGGGACAGAACGAUGGACAGACACGGGGACAUUCCCGGGGCCGCCCCCCGGAUCAGCCCCUGCGUGGCCGCCCAGGUCGUGCGGAUCUGAGCUGCAGCUCUGCCCCUUCCCAAACAGGGCUGUGGAACUGGGGUGAAACUGCUGGAACUGGGGUUGAGACUCCUGGAAUUGGGUUAAAACUCCUGGAAUUCUGGUUAAAACUCUUGGAACUGGGGCUGAAACUCCUGGAAUUGGGGUUGAGACUCCCGGAAUUGGGGUGAAACUCCUGGAUUUGGGGUUGAGACUCCUGGAAUUGGGGCUAAGAUUCCUGAAAUUUGAGCUGAAAUCCUGGAAUUGGGGUUAAACUCCUGGAAUUGGGGUUUAAAUGCCUGGAAUUCCUGUUAAAACUCCUGGAAUUCCGGUUAAUAUUCCUGGAAUUCUGGUUAAAUGCCCCAAAAUCGUUCUGCCCGUGGAGGAUUUCCCCAGGAGAAUUUGGGAUCCGGGAAUUUGGGAUUCAGGAAUUUGGGUGUGGGACCCUCCCUGUCCUGGGGUCACCCCUUGCCUUUGGUGGCCUCAUUAGGGGACUUGGGGUUUAAUUAAUCCCAAACCAAUUAAUUAAUUACGGAUUCCUGGUGCUGCUGCAGGUCCGGCUUUGACCUUUUUCCCACAUUUUUUACCCCAAAUUUGUGAUGAUGAAGGUGAAAAUUAAUUAAAGUUUCUGCCUGUCCUGG
Melospiza melodia melodia is the source of this 2669-nucleotide messenger RNA. RefSeq names its product DNA polymerase alpha 2, accessory subunit (gene POLA2). Gene Ontology annotation, cellular component: alpha DNA polymerase:primase complex. Gene Ontology annotation, biological process: DNA replication; DNA replication initiation. The transcript is spliced from 18 exons. Bases 1 to 2049 code for a protein of 682 amino acids. Lineage: Eukaryota; Metazoa; Chordata; Aves; Passeriformes; Passerellidae. Gene Ontology annotation, molecular function: DNA binding. The record is from RefSeq and is a predicted model, not a curated record.